Trichoderma gamsii is the source of this 333-nucleotide messenger RNA. RefSeq lists its product as hypothetical. The record is from RefSeq and is a predicted model, not a curated record. Bases 1 to 333 code for a protein of 110 amino acids. The transcript has a single exon. NCBI's taxonomy places the organism in Eukaryota, Fungi, Ascomycota, Sordariomycetes, Hypocreales, Hypocreaceae.
AUGUCCCAUACUGGACACUCAAGGGGAGGGUGCAUCAAAAAAGGGCGUCGAUUGCCUCUCUUCGUUAACGAAAAGGUCAAUGCUUCGCCAGAUUCUGAGGCAUCGCAUCCUAUCAUCCUCUGUGUUGGUCCCGGGCCAGUUUCCGGAUCCCUUGAACGCCACCAGCGUUUCAGCUUCAAUGCCAAAAACCCAGAAAACAAAACAACUGUUGAGGCCAACAGCAAUAUUACCAUCACCCGAGACAAUGACGCUGGACUACCUGUACCAAAAUCUUGUGUCUUGCGCCGAGGACGUUUUGACAAGCGUAUUAAGCCCUCCGAUUUGCCCUGCUAG